Salvelinus sp. IW2-2015 is the source of this 1545-nucleotide messenger RNA. RefSeq names its product plasmolipin (gene pllp). Gene Ontology annotation, molecular function: structural constituent of myelin sheath. Lineage: Eukaryota; Metazoa; Chordata; Actinopteri; Salmoniformes; Salmonidae. The record is from RefSeq and is a predicted model, not a curated record. Gene Ontology annotation, cellular component: membrane. Gene Ontology annotation, biological process: myelination.
CAUAAGACACCUGCCAGUCUAGAAAAGCAACCCAGGUGGUAACAACGGCUGCAUUCCCCAGAUCUGUAUAUCUGCUCUGGAAGGGUUCUAUUCUCUGACUAGGGACAAAAGGAAAGUUAGUUUGUUAUUGUUGUCCAUUAUUGUGUGGAUUUGAAGGAGUGAUGUCAGACUUUCCAGAUAAUGUGGCCACCGAGACCAGCUCCCCCCAGUCCCAACAGGGAGGGUCCAGCUUUCAGCUUGCCAGUAUUUCCAUGGACCUGGGCUUGAUCAAGAGCAUUCCUGGAAUCCUGAUGUUGGCUGAGAUAGGUCUUGGCCUGCUGCAAUGGGCUCUAAUUGCCAGUGCCUCCUCCCUUAUUCCUGCCUAUGGCUGGGUGAUGUUUGUAGCCGUUACACUGUGGCUGCUCACCAUUAUCCUCUUCUUCAUGCUCUUCUUUGGCGCCUAUCACAAACUCAGCUCUGUGCCCUGGCCAAUGUUGGUUAUGGUGUAUAAUGCUAUGGCAACCGUUUUGUACCUCACAGCAUUUCUGGUCAAUGCUGCAUCAGUCGCUCCUUACAUUUCAACAUACUUCUACGGCCAUAUGGCAGCUGCUGCGUUUUUUGGCAUUGUGGUGACUUUGUUAUAUGGAGCCAGCACCUUCUUUUCCUAUUUGGCAUGGAAGGGGGAUGGAGGUAAUGCAGCCAGCAACUCUGGUCCUGCAUAGAACUACUCUACUAUCUGUCCUGAUAAACCCUCUCCAUACAGAGAGACUUGGACAGUGUGAACCGAACAGUGUGACAAGUAGAGGAGAUUCCAAACCUGUUCAUCAAAGGACGAGUGUUUUUAUAUACGGUAUACUUUUUAAAAAGAAGCUGGACAUCAAUAGUCUUUUUUUAUGUCAAAAUGGUGACUGGAGUGAAGACUGGAAGCAUUUUGCAGACCCUUUCAAAGUUGGUUGCUAUGGUAACCCCACCACUGCACAUCCAUCAGUACACACACUCAUCAUGACUCACUCACAUACAUGCUCCCAUACAUAACAUAACCACUAUGAUCACAUACUAUGGGAAAGUGUAAUGAAUGAUACAUCCAUUUAUACUGUAAUAAAGGAGGUAGGUAGCCUAGCGGUUAAGCGUGUUGGGCCAGUAACCGAAAGGUCGCUGUUUUGAAUCCCUGAGCCAACUAGGCUGAUGUGCCCUUGAGCAAGGCACUUAACUCUAAUUGUUCCAAGGUCGCCUUCAAUAAAGGCUGAUCCUUGGCCAUGACCCCACUCUCMGUGGGUGUUUCGGGGGGGUGGGAUAUGCAAAAAACACAUUUCUAAUUCACAUGUGUUUAAUACACACUUGUGUAUGUGUGAAAUAGGACAAAUGUAAGCACCCACCUAAUUAUUAUAAUACUUGUAGAUACACAGGGAUCCCAAUGGGUUACACGGUCUGUGUGCAACACACGUUCAGAAACGUAUUUUUAUAUAUUCUUUUUUUUCCACCAUUGUGAAGACCAAGAGAAUCAUGUGUACUGUUUAUCCAUAUCAGUUCACCUUUUCAAAUAAAGUAGAUUGUGAUUUUACAAAA